Molecule: messenger RNA, 1215 nt
Organism: Histoplasma capsulatum G186AR
Lineage: Eukaryota; Fungi; Ascomycota; Eurotiomycetes; Onygenales; Ajellomycetaceae
Product: serine racemase
Exons: 2
Coding region: 1-1215 (404 amino acids)
Biological process (GO): D-serine biosynthetic process; pyruvate biosynthetic process; L-serine metabolic process
Molecular function (GO): ATP binding; pyridoxal phosphate binding; D-serine ammonia-lyase activity
Source: RefSeq, a predicted model, not a curated record
AUGACCGAUCCAAGCCACUGGCUCCCCCUUACCACCUCUAACGUCAUUGCCGCCCAUGCCCGGAUAAAGCCCGACAUCCACGAAACCCCAAUCCUAACCAGUAAGACCCUCAACCGCAUCGCAUCCACACCACAGUCACCCGAAGCGCUCGCUGGCACGCCGUUCGAGGGCCAGCCGCCCGCGCAGCCGAAAAUAAAUUUCUUCUUCAAAUGCGAGAAUCUGCAGCGGAUAGGCGCCUUUAAGGCGCGCGGGGCGUUCCAUGCGCUACUGCGGGCUGUGCAGGUUUUGGGGGAGGAGGAGGUGAGGCGGCGCGGGGUGGUUACGCAUAGUUCUGGAAACCACGCGCAGGCGCUCGCCCUCGCCGCAUCCACCCUCUCCGUCCCCGCCUACAUCGUCAUGCCCUCCAUCUCCACCCCGUCCAAGAUCGAGGGCACCCGCGCCCACGGCGCAAAGGUGAUCUUCUCUGGCUCCACCAGCCAUGAGCGCGAAGCCGUCGUCGCCACCGUCAUCGCCGAGACGGGCGCCAUUCUCAUCCCGCCCUAUGACCACCCCGACGUAGUCCUGGGCCAGGGCACGGUAGCCCUAGAGCUCGAGAAGCAGGUGCGGGAGCUGGUAGAGAACGGCGGCGCGGGGCUGAGCGUGCAUGGCGGUAGGAGUGACACGACGACAAACGAGGGCGCGAGGAACGGCAGGCCCGGCGUUCUGGACGCGGUGAUCACGCCGCUUGGCGGCGCGGGGCUCACAGCCGGCGUGGCGACGUACUACGCUGAGCGGACGCCGAAGACGCUUGUGUUCGGGGCGGAGCCGUCGUUCCAGGGCGGCGACGACUGCCGGCGCGGGCUGGCAGCGGGGGCGCGGAUCACGAGCGUGAAGACGCUGACGAUCGCGGACGGGCUGCGCACGCCGGUUGGGGAGGUGGGGUGGGGGGUUGUUUCGGACAGGGAGAAGGUGCGGGGCGUGUAUGCGGUGGGCGAGGGGCAGAUUCGGGAUGCGAUGCGGCUUGUGUUGGAGAGGGUGAAGGUUGUGGUUGAGCCGUCGGCGGUGGUGGGGUUGGCGGUUUGUCUUUACGAUGAGGGGUUUCGGCGCAUGGUGGUGGAGGAGUGUGCGAGGCAGGGCAAGGAGGGGUGGGAUGUUGGGGUUGUGUUUUCGGGGGGGAAUACGACUGUGGAGAGAAUCGGGGAGUUGUUUAUGGACGGGAAAGAGAAGGAGGGAUAG